This is a messenger RNA of Nannizzia gypsea CBS 118893, 3711 nucleotides long. Its product is annotated as BUB protein kinase. NCBI's taxonomy places the organism in Eukaryota, Fungi, Ascomycota, Eurotiomycetes, Onygenales, Arthrodermataceae. The transcript is spliced from 4 exons. The record is from RefSeq and is a predicted model, not a curated record. Gene Ontology annotation, molecular function: protein kinase activity; ATP binding. Gene Ontology annotation, biological process: mitotic spindle assembly checkpoint signaling; protein phosphorylation; meiotic sister chromatid cohesion, centromeric. The coding region runs from base 1 to 3711 and encodes 1236 amino acids.
AUGGCACGACCCUCUAACGACCAUAUUGAUUUCGACCUUAUCGAAAACCAGAAAGAAAAUAUCCAGGCACUGCCCAGUGGAAGGUCGGCGAAGGCGCUGGCGGCGGUGUUUUCCCCUCGACCAUUGAACCAGAGCACACAGUCAUCGGAAUUAGAUGAAACGAGGACGCUGAACGAUGCUGUGCGACGUGAAUAUGAGGCCGAGCUGGAUUCUAUUGCAGAAUCAGACGAUCCUCUCGACAUAUACGACCGAUAUGUGAAAUGGACACUGGAUGCAUAUCCUUCUGCUCAAGCAACUUCGCAGUCGGGGCUGCUCCCACUUCUAGAACGUGCAACGAAUGCAUUUCUAAGUUCGACACACUACAAGAAUGACCCAAGAUAUUUACGGCUCUGGUUGCAUUAUAUACAGCUUUUCUCAGAUUCUCCAAGAGAGACGUUUGCCUUUUUAGCGAGACAUGGGGUUGGUGCGCAGUUGGCGCUGUUUUAUGAAGAAUUUGCGUCAUGGCUAGAGCGUGAUGGAAGAAUAGCACAAGCGGAAGAAGUGUAUAAGAUGGGCAUCGAAAAGGAAGCCAGGCCGAUCGAACGACUUUUUAGGAAAUUUGGGGAAUUCCAGAAACGAGCGGAACAAAGACCGAGCGACUCUGAUGGCCCUUCAUCUCCUGCUCUUCCCAAGCUACGGCCGGCCUUAGCAGCGAAAUUUGACCCCUUUGCAUCAUCUGCGGCGAGUCAAGACCCUCAGGCUGCAACCCCGAGUAGUGGGCUUGGCGGCGGAGCCACGGCCAACAGAACCCGCAGCGGUAAGCCAAAGAUGGCCAUCUUCUCCGACGCAGACGGAGGAGCUGAAGCCGCCAAAGCGAGCUCUAGUCCAGGUACUGGAGGUUGGGACAGUAUUGGGUCAUUGAAGGAUCGCAGGAAAGAGAAUACCAUUGAGCCAACUCCGUGGGCUGGACAGACUUUGAAGGCUGGGAAGAAGCCCACAGCCGUCCAGAAGAUGACUGUGUUUAAAGACGAGUCGUCAAACAUACGCCAUAGCUCAAAAUCAAUGCAAACCACCAAUGUUUCGCGAAAUAAUAAUGAAAGAGUCGACCCCCGAACUGGAAAAAUUGAACGUGUUGUUGUUAACCUUGAAGCUAUAUACCCCGACCCCCAUAACCCAGCGGUUGAGAUGAGUCUUGAUGAGCUCAGAGCAAUCAGUCGUGGCUGGAUGAGUAAAGACUGGUCAAAACAAAGGAAAAAGCCACUAAGGGAGAUACCGCAAAAUGAGAUCACAAGCAAAGAACUGCAAAUGAAUGAGAAUGGUCAUAGCUCAGAUAAGCAUCUAUCUAUGGCUAUGCAAGAGAAGCUCCAGAUCCAUGAUGAGGCUGGUCGAGACCACAAACUAGUAAAAGGCAAGAAAUUAAAGGUGAAAGAAAUCAAAGGGGAGACACAAAUAGUUAAAACUAAUCUUGAUUCGCCUACUGGACCAAGGAUCAAAAAGAGAGGGUCUACUGAGCCUACAAUGACAUUUCACACUAAGGCAGCUACAGAUGAAAUAUAUGGUAUCUUUAAUCAACCAUUAAAGUCUGAGCUUCAGCUUGCUAAAGACGUAGACAGUGUUUAUGGCAGUGACUAUGAAGAUGAUGACUAUACUAGUGUGGGAGAAAUCACUACUACUAGCGGUAUCUCUGCGCCAGGCAGUGAAUUUGGAGAUGAUGAAACCAAUACAUUUGAAGCAACUAGAGCUAGUAUAGGAGCAGACAGACUAAGGGACCAAACAGAAGGGGAUAUCACCAGUGUCAGUGCAUGGACUGAGUUCUCUCCUGAAGAGCACAUACCAAGGGCCGGAACAAGAACACCCAGAGAUGGAGAGGACGCUGAAAACUCUGACAGUCUGGGAACAAUGCCUACUCCUCGGCGAGGAGAUCGCAUCGUUCACCAGGAUGAAAAUUUUGUCCUUGUACCACCAGAAGACUACAAUCCCCCUAGGGGUCCUUACAGAGAUGCUUUUGUGGCCGCUCAAAACCGACUCCCUUUUAUGACACCAAUUGUUGAGCACACUGAAACCUCCCUCGCCUCGACGAUGUUCAAAAACAAGCACUAUAUGAGCUCAAAAACUCCAUCCAAGGGCUCCAAACCUCUGUUCUCCGCAGCGACUCCAGCCAUUCCGGAGAUAGACGAUCUGAUUUUUGCAGGCCAGGACGACACAGAGUUUGACGUCCUUGGGGAAGAAUCGCCCAGCAAGAUGGCUGGCAGGGCCCGAUCGCCUCGAAACCUGUUGAAACGAGGCGGCCUUAUCGAGCCUCGUGUGAUAAUAGAGGACCCCCAAUGCAACCCCAUCGAUGCUACCAUACGGAACAAGAUUCUUAAUGGGCUUCAGCCUUCUUUGCGAGCCUACCCUGGCUAUAAUGAUCACACAGCUCAUAUUGGUGGAAAUGGGCCCGAAAUCAAGAAGUACCUGAAAGCUUUGGCAAAACCAUCCAAAGCAAACGGAGGCGAGAAACAGUUUGCCAUACCACCGAUCAUCUGCCUUUCAGGGGCAGCAAGAAGCUAUGCUGUGAAACGAGAACUUGGAGAAGGGGGUUUUGCUCCUGUCUAUCUUGCUGAAAGUAUUGACUCCCCCGAUACUUUCUCAGAUUCGGAGCAGGAGAACCUUCCAAACACUAAAAGCUCUCAUUGGGCCGGCGGAAACGCUUCAGUUCUCAGGGACUUAGAACGAAAGUCUCUUGAAGCCCUCAAGGUUGAGUCAGACCCGGCAUCCCCUUGGGAAUACUAUAUGCUUUCAACCGCCAGAAACAGAAUCGAGAACUCGUCCUACUACCGCCGGGCAAAGGAUAGCAUUGUUCAAUGCUAUGAAAUGCACAUGUUCAAGGAUGAGUCAAUCCUGGUGGAAGACUACUUAAACCAGGGCACUUUGCUCGACCUCAUCAACAUCAAAACAGAAUCCGCCGGCCCAGUAACACCCUCAGACCAGGGACUGGAAGAAGUUGUGAUUAUGUUCUUUGCGGCAGAAUUAUUCCGUACGGUUGAGGCGCUCCACUCUUGUGGGAUUCUUCAUGGAGACCUUAAACCGGACAACUGCCUGGUUCGACUUCCAGAGCCAGCUUCUGCAGCCACAAUCCCUACCCCUCGAAGUGGCUCCCUGCUGGGAGGCGACGAGGGUUUCCGCCCUGAGGACGGAAGUGCCGAGUACUCCCCGUCUGGGCUUUACGGGUGGAAGAACAGAGGGCUAACGCUGAUAGACUUUGGUAGAGCGAUUGACAUGUGUGUUUUUAAACCAGAGGUUCAGUUUAUUGCCGACUGGAAGGUGGGCCAGCACGAGUGUGUCGAGAUGCGCGAGUGCCGGCCUUGGACGUAUCAGGUCGACCUAUACGGCCUGGCUGGAACAAUCUACGUUAUGCUGUUUGGGAAAUACAUGGAGGUGUCCCAAGUGACCGAAAGAACAAGCAAUGGGCCAGGAUCUCCCAGCCUUGGAAACGAGCGAGGCUUAGGGGCACACAAGACGUACAGAAUCAAGGAGUCUCUGAAACGAUACUGGGAGCGGGAGAUCUGGUCAGAAGUGUUUGACUUGCUACUCAACCCUUUGAGCCCGAGAUGGGUGGAGAUCGAACAAAAUGCUCGAGAGAAGGCGUCACCUGUCUCUGGAGAUACCGACAAACAGCCUGCUUUUCCCGUUGGUCAUCUUGAUAACCUGGAGAAGUUGAUUGCCCGCAAACGGGGGAAGAGAGAUGCCUGA